CAGUCAUUUUGUACACAAUGUCGUGAAACUCUAUCGAUUUACAAGUUGCAGGAAGUGAAAAUUUAAGAAUUUCGGUGGAAAAAUAUCGAACAUAGAGAAAAAAAUGGUAGAGUUCACGAAAAUACAUCGAAACAGAAAUAAGAGGAUUGAAGUAAACGACAUUUGAAGUGUGAUAAACCAUGCAACUAAACAUAUUACGAGGAUUUAGCAUCAACAAUCGAACUCUCAUAAUUUUAUUGAUAUUCAUUUUGAUACUCGUAUUUUAUUACACACAUGCUUGUUUUGUGUCGAGUAUUAGUAUAACAAUCAAAAAGACUCCAUUUGGGCGUUUUGUCAAAUCAGAGCCACUAAAUAUACUUGAUGCCAACGUGAACAACGAUUCUUCAUCCAAGUACCAAUAUUUCCGGAAAGGUCUUAAAUUCAACAAACUCCUGCCAACAGCCCUUAUAAUUGGAGUCAAGAAAUGCGGAACUCGAGCGCUUCUAGAGUUUAUUCGACUACAUCCGAAUGUUCGUACCUCCGGAAGUGAGAUACAUUUUUUCGACCGGCAUUAUAGCAGAGGUCUUAACUGGUAUCGAAAGCAAAUGCCAUUGACUGUCGACGGUCAAAUCACUAUGGAAAAAACGCCUAGUUAUUUUAUUACCGAGAGAGUGCCAAUUCGUGUACAUCGAAUGAAUCCAGCAACCAAAUUAUUAGCUGUCGUUAGGGAUCCUGUUACGCGUGCUAUUUCAGAUUAUACGCAAGCUGUCAGUAAAAAGCACAAUGUCAAGCCAUUCGAAGAGCUGGCCUUCAUUAAUGGAACACAAGGUAUUGUGGAUACGAAAUGGGGUCCUGUCAAAAUUGGCGUAUAUUCGAAAUACUUGAAACGGUGGUUGAAAUAUUUUCCACUAAAACAAUUACUUUUUGUCAGUGGUGAAAGACUUAUUAGCGAUCCCGUGGCUGAAAUGGCACGUGUUCAAGAUUUCUUAGGACUUAAACGGGUAAUAAAUGAAAAGUAUUUUUACUUCAAUUCAACUAAGGGCUUUCCAUGUCUCCUGAAGUCUGAAACAAGACCAACUCCACGUUGCUUGGGUAAAACCAAAGGUAGGAAUCAUCCACAUAUUGAUUCAAAUGCAAUUCUUCGUCUUCGAGAGUUUUAUAAACCGUUCAAUAAAAAGUUUUACGACAUGAGCGGAAUAAACUUUGGAUGGCCAUAAUCGUACCUUUAAUAAGAUAAAGUCAAAAAAUCAAAACUCUGUAUUAUCUGAAUACCUACUUGAUAUUUAUUAGAUCUAAGAUAGAUAUUUUACUAAUAUGUAGUACCAAAAAUUUCUAUUUCAUGCGAAUUAUUCAUACAAAAAGCUAAAGAUAGUUUAAUAAUUGUACUAUAUAGAAGAGCUUUUACAAUUACUACAAUAAUAUACAUCUUUUUUGCCUUUACCGUUAAAAUUAUACAUAUAUACAUUAAAAAUAUUACCUAUU
Molecule: messenger RNA, 1461 nt
Organism: Culicoides brevitarsis
Lineage: Eukaryota; Metazoa; Arthropoda; Insecta; Diptera; Ceratopogonidae
Gene: Hs3st-B
Product: heparan sulfate glucosamine 3-O-sulfotransferase 3B1
Exons: 2
Coding region: 180-1196 (338 amino acids)
Molecular function (GO): [heparan sulfate]-glucosamine 3-sulfotransferase activity
Source: RefSeq, a predicted model, not a curated record